Messenger RNA from Arabidopsis lyrata subsp. lyrata, 1461 nucleotides. Its product is annotated as glycine-rich cell wall structural protein 1. The transcript has 2 exons. NCBI's taxonomy places the organism in Eukaryota, Viridiplantae, Streptophyta, Magnoliopsida, Brassicales, Brassicaceae. The coding region runs from base 467 to 1267 and encodes 266 amino acids. The record is from RefSeq and is a predicted model, not a curated record.
UGUAAUUUUACGUCCAUAUGCAUGGACAAGGUCAGUGUUUGAUGCCACCGUCACAAGGUAAAGCUAUGUCCAGAGUCCACAUGCACAACUCUAACGAACAUCACAAUAUACAUGUCAACACGAACACAUGCAAAUGGAAGAUACAUGGUUGAAAAGUUAGUGUUCGUAUUUUGCCAUAAAAAAAUACUGUAGUGAUUAAAAGUAGUCCCGCAAAACCUUGGUACGUGGCGACUCGGAAUCCUACGUGUUGGCUCCAGAGACUUGAACGAAGCUUGCAGACAUAUUUCCUGCCAACUAAGAUGUUUUCGCUCAUGAUGUGCCCUCAAGAUCCUUCACCACUUGGUUUUUCUUUAAGAUAUAUCAUUUCUUAAUUGCUUGCAUGCUCUUUGAGAGUAAGGUGCAAUUAUAAAUAACAAAACAAAACGGGUGUGUAGGUCGUCAAUAAAUUUUGCAUGUUGCAAAGAAAAUGAAGAUGAAUUCGCGAGCUUUAAUAGUGUGGUUUCUAUUGUUGUCGGCAGUUUUCGCCAUCACGGUUGUUGCCUCCGUCGAUGACACAAAACAAGUUGGUGAAAACUCAGUGGAGGAGUCAAAGUCGACAUGCAAGUACGGAAAUUGUGCACAUGAUGGAGAGAUUCCUUUUGUAGAAGUAGAUGAAGUCCUUGGUGGAGAAGAAGAAGAAUCCAAAUCUGACCAAGUUGGAAUUGGAAGAGGCCAAGGAGGACAGAAGGGCGGUGGUGGCGGCCAAGGAGGACAGAAGGGUGGUGGUGGCGGCCAAGGAGGACAGAAGGGCGGUGGCGGCGGCCAAGGAGGACAGAAGGGCGGUGGCGGCGGCCAAGGAGGACAGAAGGGCGGUGGCGGCGGCCAAGGAGGACAGAAGGGCGGCGGCGGCCAAGGAGGACAGAAGGGCGGCGGCGGCCAAGGAGGACAGAAGGGCGGCGGCGGCCAAGGAGGACAGAAGGGCGGCGGCGGCCAAGGCGGACAGAAGGGCCGCGGCGGUGGUGGUGGACAAGGAGGUGGUGGUGGUGGACACAAAGGCGGUGGUGGUGGCCAAGGAGGACACAAAGGUGGCGGAGGUGGUCAUGUUGGAGGAGGUGGCAGAGGAGGCGGAGGUCAUGGAGGUGGUCAUGUUGGCGGAGGUGGCAGAGGAGGCGGAGGUGGUCAUGGAGGCAGCAAAGGAGGUGGCGGCCGAGGAGGAGGUGGUGGCGGCCAAGGAGGAGGUGGUGGCGGAAGCGGCCGUGGAGGUGGAGGUGGAGGCGGCGGGAUGUAGGAUAUCUCUAUCUAUAAUACUAGCAAGUUUUAUUUUAAAUGCCAAGUGUUCACGUAUACUAAACUACAAUAAAGUUAUAUGUAAACGUACGAAUCACACCACUUCGCUGAAUGUUUAUAGGUGUGUAUAGGCUUCGGUGUCAUGAAAGUUUUAUGUUUGUCUCAACGUAUUAUCACAAUAUUGCCCGUUGUUAA